AUGGCUUCUAGUGGAUCCAAUUCGUCCGCAACCUCUAGAAGUGAGGUGUCAGGGUCGUCUCGUGCGUCGGGGACGUCCACAGAACCUUCAGCAUUUUUUUAUUUCCCCACCCACCCGAAUCUCCGCCGCGCCAAUAGCGCGGUAAUACCGCCGCCUGCCGAUGCGUUAGUGAAUGACACGUUUGAAAAAGUCAAGACAGUUAUCCCUGAGAUUGAUAGACAAUCUGUCAAGAGCGCACUGAGAAAUGACUUUAGCCAGAAUGACCCUGCAAGAGCCAAGUUUCUCCUAGAACAGUAUCGCGACGCAUUAGCGGGUAUGGUUGUUUCAAUAUCAAAGCAAGCGCAAAGGAAAAAACUACAGGGUGCCUCAAAUAUGAACGGAAUUUCUUGUUAUGUGGAUAGCCUACUGGUUUCUAUGUUUAGCCGGAUGGAGAACUUCGAGCCGUUGUUGUAUCAACAUUUCGACGAUAUGAAGCGUGCAUUGCUAUCUACCUGGCUCAGAUUGUUUGUGAAUCUUAUCCGUUUGGGCGAACUUGUAACCAAGGACAUUGUACAUGGGCUGCUGGCGACUUGUGUAACGACCGGUUGGGGGUUCGAUCGGCCCGGCGGCCAAGCCAUUAACAACCAGCAGGAUGCGGCGGAGUUUUUCGCCUUUCUCACUGAUGCGCUGAAAAUGCCCAAGCUCACCCUACGGGUCGAAAUCGCUCACGCUGGUCGUGAAAAUGCCGAAGACGAUCACAAGGUCGUCACCGAGCAGUUGCUUUAUCUGCCUGUGCCCGGAACAAAAGACGACCCGCCCCUUUUGCUGGAAGAAUGCCUUGAAAUGUACUUUGCAAAUUCAAUUAACGUCAAUCGCAGAGUUGCUGCUCGAAGUGAUUCGGCAGACAUGGGCGCCCGUCAGCGAUCAUAUAGCAUUGUGUCAACACACACACUCUCUACACUCAACCAUCCAACGCCUAGCAUGGGGACACCGCGAAGGGGAUUGGGAUUCUCUGAAAACCCGUUAGAUGACAGUGAUGCCACACCUUUUACUCCACCAACAGAUGGGUUCUCGUCACCCCAACUCGGAACCCAUUCCCCGGGCUUUGAUAGCCCUCUUCCAUCUUAUUCCCAAUUAUUUGGAGAUGUACCACAGAGAGAAGAUGUCAAGCGUAAAAUGUGGACGUCCAACAACGAGAUCACAUUCCCUGCUUGGAUGUUCCUGCAGCUUAUGCCGUUUUACACCGAUGUCCGGGAUUCAUCUGCUUUGGAAAACUUGGAAGCUCAACAGGUAGCCCAGCACUUUUCUGAAACGAGACCUGUUCUGGGUCUUUGUUUGAAGCGGUAUUUCUGGGGUCCUAAUGGAGAACCCCAUCGUAAUGACAGACACAUUAUCGUACCGGAGACGAUUUUCCUUCCUUCGUUUGUGGCCGACGACUCCGACCGGGAUCGAGCAUUUGGCAAUUUCAAGCUUGAAUUGGAAUCGGCAAUAUUCCAUCGUGGAAAUAGCAUCCAUUCCGGCCAUUACUUGGCUUUGGUUUGUGACAUUUGCGACAGUAAAGCUCCCGAGGACUUAAAGCGAUCGUUCUCUUGGCGGUCUAGAUCCAAAUCACGACGACAUCGGGCCCGUGAAGAUGCACCCAAAUUGACAAAACGGAAGCGAUGGCUCUUCUUUGACGAUCUGGCGCCGGUAGGUGAGAAGGUUAUCGAGGUUGACUUCCAGCAAACUAUGGCCGAGCUUUGCCCAUACAUGUUAUUUUACAGAAUGGUUGCACUAGACCCCGAAGAAAUUGAAGAGCAGCCUGCCCCGAAAUUACCGGAACGACCGACGCUACAUCACCAGCCGUUGGUUCAUGCGGUUAGCCAUGACUCGAGUCUCGAUCCACUUGAAGAAGAGCCGAGUGUGUCGGUUCUCAGGUCACCUAAAUCAAGUGGCGACAGCAUUGGGGGUCUUCCAAAUAUUCUGGAAGCAGCCCAUAUUUCUGAUUCAUCCCCAGAAAUGGUGCCGCUCCACCCCACCAUCUCGCCGGAUCCUCUCCGACGAAGCUUGGAACUGGAUUAUGCUGAUCGCGAAGAUGUUCCUCGGCGCCGUCGUAGAUUUUUACGUCGGUCACACAAAGAUUAUGCGGCCAGCUACCGCGAAGAAAAAUGCACAAUCAUGUGA
Molecule: messenger RNA, 2142 nt
Organism: Wickerhamiella sorbophila
Lineage: Eukaryota; Fungi; Ascomycota; Dipodascomycetes; Dipodascales; Trichomonascaceae
Exons: 1
Coding region: 1-2142 (713 amino acids)
Biological process (GO): protein deubiquitination
Cellular component (GO): nucleus; cytosol
Molecular function (GO): cysteine-type deubiquitinase activity; cysteine-type endopeptidase activity
Source: RefSeq, a predicted model, not a curated record